AUGAAACUCAAAAGUCUACUCAGAUCAGUUUUCAAGUACCGAAAAACAAAUUUGAGUUUGCUUCUUUUUUUCACCUACUCUAUUAUUGCGUUACUCUACAUUUUUGACCAUGAACAUUAUAAGCUCAAUUUGCCAAAAAAGGGUGAAUAUCCUCAACUUAAUGAUUUGUUAGAAACUGCCUGGACAGAUUUACAGAUUAUUACGGCUUCUUUUCAUCCUUAUACGUCUAAAGAGAAUGAUAAAGUUCAUGAUUACUUGCUGAGUAGAGUUCUGGAAAUCACAAGCAAUGUCUCUUUUGCAAGUGUCUCGGACGAUAAUGAAAAUAAGAGAUCCAUACUAUUCCAACAGCAAGAUCCUUUCAAUACGUCCUCUGAUGUUACUAGAGUGACAUAUUUCGAAUCCUCUAAUAUCCUAGUUAAACUUGAAGGUCAAAACCCUGACCAAGAAGGGCUGCUUCUUUCGGCUCAUUUUGACUCAGUUCCUACAAGUCAUGGGGCUACCGAUGAUGGAAUUGGUGUGGUGUCUUUAUUGGCCAAUCUCAAGUAUCAUAUAAACCACAGGCCGAACAGAACUUUAAUCUUCAACUUUAAUAAUAAUGAAGAGUUUGGUCUUUUGGGAGCGUCAACUUAUUUUCAUCACCCAUGGUCUAGUUUAACCAAGUAUGUGAUAAACUUAGAAGGAACUGGCGCCGGUGGUAAAGCAGUGCUAUUUAGAACUUCUGAUACCUCAACUGCAAAGAUAUACCAGCUAUCUGUGAAAGAAAACCCUUUUGGUAACUCCAUUUAUCAACAAGGUUUUUAUAGUGGUUAUGUCAGAAGUGAAACUGAUUACAAGGUUUAUGAAGAAAAUGGCAUGAGGGGCUGGGAUAUUGCGUUUUACAAACCCAGAAAUAUUUAUCAUACUAUGAAAGAUUCAAUACAAUAUACCACCAAAGCAUCUUUAUGGCAUAUGCUACAUACCUCCUUGCAAUUAAGCUCGUAUGUGGUUUCCAAUUCAUUAGAUACGUUGGAUCAAACACCAGCUUGUUAUUUUGAUUUUAUCGGUUUGAAAUUUUUUGUUAUGAGUGCGAAGACCCUCUUUUACUGGAAUUGUGUAUUUCUAUUGGUUUCUUCUAUUAUGGCCAUUGGGUUGUACCUAAUUGCUCGUGAUAGGAUGACUUGGAAAUCAUACUCCCUGCUAUUGUGGCUACGCUUUCCUCUUUCAUUGGCCACAGGUGUUGUGGUGCAGAAGUUUUUCUUUGAUGGUAUAACACAUUACAACCAUUUGACGUUCUCCAGGAACUACUUUUGGCCAGUGUCUGCUUUUUUCACUCAAGUUCUUGUAAUAAAUUACAUUUUUAUCAAGUGUUCCAAUCGUUUUUUUCCUUCUAGUGACAUUAAAGACUUGUCAAUUAUUGAACUAUUCAUUAUGUUAUGGACCGUUUUACUGUUUACCUCGAAGCUGUUGUAUAGUUCUGACUACAAAUAUACUGGAGUAUAUCCCUUCUCAAUCUUUUUUCUGUUGAUCACUACAGCUGCUAUAUUGAGGCUGCUUGGACUAGCGCUGAGAACCAAACCGAGAAAGGAUUAUGAUAGAGAAUCUAUGAAUCACCACGCCAAUGAUAGUUCACAUUCCCGGAUAAAUAUUGAAGAAGAAAACCACGAAAACCACGAAAACCUCGAACAGUCACAAAAUCAGUCUUUAUUGUCGCAAGACGAACAUACAAGUACCCAAGAAGAUACCUUACCAACUACUUUGGACGAUUCUCCACACCAUAUUAAUGAUGAUCAAGAUAUAGACGCACUAUCACCACAACAUGAUGAAAGGGCACCUUUAUUGAAGGGGUUCGGUCAUGUAGAAGAAGGUCUGGGUAGUGUGGAAAGUACCUCAAAGGCGAAGUAUAUUGACUAUGUAUGGAUCAUCCAAUUUUUAGUAAUCGUACCGAUAUCAUCAUUUAUAUUGUUUAACAGUGUGGAUGCAGUCAUGGACGCACUGAAUCAAACUGUCCAAGAAGGAACAAAAGCUACAUUUGAUAUAAUCAGGUUUGGAAUGGUAGGUGGUAUUUUGAUUGCACUACCAAUUUUACCGUUCUUCUAUAAAGUCAACUUUAUGACUAUAUCAUUAACUGUGUUGCUUCUCCUGAUCUCUGUGUCUAAAACACUUCUAGAACCCCCUUUCACGAAUAAAAAUCCAUUAAAAGUAAGAUUUUCUCAGAGUAUUGAUUUGUCCCAUGGUGAUGCUGCUAGUGUCCAUGUCUUUGGAAGAGAAGGAAAGCUUUUGAAACCAAUGUUGCAAGACUUGCCUAGUGUAAAAUACUCAUCUACACUUAUCAACUGUACGUCUGUGACCAAUGGAAUGGAACUUUGUACAUAUGAUGGAAUGCAACCAAAUUUGUUGAGCACAGAUGAAAAAACAAACAUCAGCGAUAUGGUGAAAGUUCAUGUUUUACGUGAUAAUCGAAAUUCGACCGAGAGAUCUCCCUACGAACCAAUAAUUGCAGAAUUGCUUUUGGAGGUUAAAGAGAACAGGGCAUGUACUUUAUCAUUUAAUGAUAAAUCUCAGGCGAAAUCACCUGUCAGAGAAAUUACGGUUUAUCAAGAGAAAAAAUUUCCUGCGGAGCCUGCUAAUGUCACGAAAACAAUCAAAUCAAGUACUGGCAUUAAUGAACUGCAACUGCAUAAACUUGACUUUGAUCAGGACGCAUAUCAUAUUGCAGUCCAGUGGUUUCCGAAGAUUUUGACAGAUGGAGAUUUAGACGAUGACAAUUUGAGUUUAAAAGACGAAUUAUCUGUUUCAAUUAGCUGUUACUGGGGAGAUUAUGAUUCAGAAUCAGUUGUGAAUGGUACUGCCGUUAGAAAAAUCCCAGCAUUUGAUGAACUGUUAAAUUAUGCACCGCCAAGUUUUUCCUUUGCUAAUGAACAGAAAGGAUUAGUUAUUGUUAAGGAUGUUAUAAUUUUAUAG
Molecule: messenger RNA, 2940 nt
Organism: Saccharomyces mikatae IFO 1815
Lineage: Eukaryota; Fungi; Ascomycota; Saccharomycetes; Saccharomycetales; Saccharomycetaceae
Gene: PFF1
Product: Pff1p
Exons: 1
Coding region: 1-2940 (979 amino acids)
Biological process (GO): proteolysis
Molecular function (GO): metalloexopeptidase activity
Source: RefSeq, a predicted model, not a curated record